Molecule: messenger RNA, 1347 nt
Organism: Penicillium salamii
Lineage: Eukaryota; Fungi; Ascomycota; Eurotiomycetes; Eurotiales; Aspergillaceae
Source: the annotation of a GenBank genome assembly
AUGGCGCCCAAGGCGGCUCGAACUGUUUUCGAGGAGGUCUCGUGGAAGAUCCCUGACAAAACUUUCAUCAUUGACAAUGGCGCAUACACCAUGAAGGCCGGUUACGCGUCUGUGGACUGUAACGUCAUUCCGAAUGCAAUUGUGAAGACUCGCGAUAACGACAUCGUGGUUGGCUCUGAGCUUUCCACUGUACUCAAUUGGAACGAGGCUGUGUUCCGUCGUCCAAUGGAGAAGGGAUUCAUCACGAGCUGGGAGACACAGAGAGAAAUUUGGGAUCGUUCUUUCUUUGACGCCAAGGCCGACGCCGAGGUAAAGAUUGAAGACGCACGAGACACCACGCUCAUCCUCACUGAAGCUCCUAAUGCUAUGCCUGUCCUGCAGCGCAACACCGAUGAGAUGGUCAUGGAAGAGUGGGGCUUUGGGGGAUACAUGAAGGCCAUAGGACCGACAUUCAAUGCGUGGAAUGAGAUCCAAUCUCUCUUCGGUGACCCACUCGCGCAAUCCCAGGAGAUUAAGCCUGCGGACUGUGUUCUGGUGGUUGAUUCUUCGUUCUCCCACACAACCGUGACCCCAGUCUACAGAGGCAAUCCUAUGCAGCGUGGAAUCCGCCGCCUUGACUUUGGAGGCAAGCAGAUCACCAGCCUUCUGAAGGAGCUCGUGUCAGAGCGACAAAUCAACAUGAUGGACGAGACCUACAUUAUGAAUGAGAUCAAGGAAUCGGUCUGCUAUGUGAGCAACAACUUCAACAAGGACAUGGAAAGAACCUUGAAGGAAAGGAACUGGGGCCAUCAAGGCAAGGCCGAGGACGGAAUUGUGCUCGAUUAUGUCCUUCCGGACCCCAAUGCCAACAGGCAGGGCUUCACUCGCUACCACGAUCCUGAAAUGCAUAAGAAGAAGAAAAAGGGUGCCCUUUCGGGCCUUAGCGCCGAGACAUUGUCGGAGGACGUCUUGGUCAUGGGCAGCGAGCGUUUCCAUGCUCCUGAACUGCUCUUCACCCCAGGCGAUAUCGGCGUGAGGGAACCCGGUAUUCCUGAGAUGAUCAAGCAGAGCAUUUCGGUCUUCCCCCCUGGCGUGCAAGCCGUUUACUGGGCGAAUAUACUGGUCGUUGGCGGAAAUUCCCUGCUCCGAGGAUUUAUGGAACGACUUGAGACUGAAUUGCGCGCGAUUGCCCCGGACACUUGCGUUUUGCGCCUGCGCCGGGCUCAACACCCUAUUGAAUCCCCUUGGCUCGGCGCUUCGCGUCUCGCUCAAAACCGCGAACACUUAAACCGUGUGACCAUAAGCCGCGAGGAGUACCUUGAGCACGGAUCUGGAUGGGCCGGUCGCCGGUUCAUGGGCCAAGCCUAG